Mugil cephalus (flathead mullet) is the source of this 2570-nucleotide messenger RNA. RefSeq names its product mucin-5AC-like. NCBI's taxonomy places the organism in Eukaryota, Metazoa, Chordata, Actinopteri, Mugiliformes, Mugilidae. The transcript has 2 exons. The record is from RefSeq and is a predicted model, not a curated record. The annotation marks the transcript as partial.
UGAUGUCAUGGACCUGCCCCGCGUGGAUAUAAAAGCUCCAUCCUGGCACUGGACAGCAUCAAGCCUCCAGCAGAGGAACUCAGAGAGCAUCCCAACAUCCAAGCAGAGGACCAAGCUGUAAGUAUUCUCUCUAUCAUCAUUCAUCCAGGUCAGCAUAGAUCCUACGUGUGCUUUCAAUCUUUCUGCCGUCUUCUGAGUCAAGCUGCUGCGUUUGUGUGUCUAGAAAAGCAGUUGAAAGUGGGGAGAGGUUCACACUUUAAUGGUUGACACAAUAAAGUGUGUCCAUGCUUCCAGUGAUUCCUCUCAUGUCCAACGUCUUCAUUUAGUUGAAUGAACGUUAACAAAAAGAGUCCGUGCAGCUAAAAGGUGUUGAGUUAAAUCCAGUCUUUAUUUGAAACCAAAUCUGAUCAACUCUCAAUGGUUUGAUGUUUAAAGCAGAGAAACUCCUGAACACCAUGAAGAUGAUGAUGAUCAACAUCUGUGUCGUCCUCCUUCUGUUUGUUGCCUCAGGCAACGGGCAAACGUCAACUGCUACUACAACGACAACCACUGCCGCAACGACAACUGCUGCUCCUACAACGACAACCACUGCCGCAACAACGACAACUGCUGCUCCUACAACGACAACCACUGCCGCAACAACGACAACUGCUGCUCCUACAACGACAACCACUGCUGCCCCAACAACGACAACCACUGCAGCAACAACGACAACUGCUGCUCCUACAACGACAACCACUGCCGCAACAACGACAACAACUGCUGCCCCAACAACGACAACAACUGCCGCAACAACGACAACUGCUGCUCCUACAACGACAACUGCUGCUCCUACAACGACAACCACUGUGGCAACAACAACUGCUGCCCCAACAACGACAACUGCUGCUCCUACAACGACAACCACUGCCGCAACAACGACAACCACUGCAGCAACAACGACAACUGCUGCCCCAACAACGACAACCACUGCAGCAACAACGACAACUGCUGCUCCUACAACGACAACCACUGCCGCAACAACGACAACAACUGCUGCCCCAACAACGACAACAACUGCCGCAACAACGACAACAACUGCUGCCCCAACAACGACAACAACUGCCACAACAACGACAACCACUGCUGCCCCAACAACGACAACCACUGCCGCAACAACGACAACUGCUGCUCCUACAACGACAACCACUGCCGCAACAACAACAACAACUGCUGCUCCUACAACGACAACCACUGCCCCAACAACAACAACUGCUGCUCCAACAACGACAACCACUGCCCCAACAACAACAACUGCUGCUCCAACAACGACAACCACUGCCGCGACAACAACAACUGCUGCUCCAACAACGACAACCACUGCUGCCCCAACAACGACAACCACUGCUGCCCCAACAACGACAACCACUGCCGCAACAACGACAACCACUGCUACUCCAACAACGACAACCACUGCCGCAACAACAACAACAGCUGCUCCAACAACAACAACAACUGCAGCUCCUACAACGACAACUACUGCACCAACAACUACAACCACUGCCGCAACAACAACAACUGCAGCUCCUACAACGACAACCACUGCCGCAACAACGACAACCACUGCUGCCCCAACAACGACAACCACUGCCGCAACAACGACAACAACUGCUGCCCCAACAACGACAACCACUGCCGCAACAACGACAACAACUGCUACUCCAACAACGACAACCACUGCCGCAACAACAACAACAGCUGCUCCAACAACAACAACAACUGCAGCUCCUACAACGACAACUACUGCACCAACAACUACAACCACUGCCGCAACAACAACAACUGCAGCUCCUACAACGACAACCACUGCCGCAACAACGACAACAACUGCUGCCCCAACAACGACAACGACUGCCGCAACAACAACAACUGCUGCCCCAACAACGACAACCACUGCCGCAACAACUACAACAACUGCUGCCCCAACAACGACAACCACUGCCGCAACAACAACAACUGCUGCUCCUACAACGACAACCACUGCUGCAACAACGACAACAACUGCUGCCGCAACAACGACAACAACUGCCGCAACAACAACAACUGCUUCCCCAACAACGACAACCACUGCCGCAACAACUACAACAACUGCUGCCCCAACAACGACAACCACUGCCGCAACAACAACAACAACAGCGACCCCAACAACAACAACAACUGCUGCUCCUACAACGACAACCACUGCCCCAACAACGACAACUGCUGCGGCAACAACAACAGCAGCUGUUCCAACCACUACAACAACCGCUGCCGCAACAACGACAACUGCUGCCGCAACAACAACAACUGCUGCUCCAACAACAACGACAACUGCCGCAACAACAACAACUGCUGCCCCAACAACGACUACCACUGCCGCGACAACAACAACUGCUGCCCCAACAACGACUACCACUGCCGCGACAACAACAACUGCUGCCCCAACAACGACUACCACUGCCGCGACAACAACUGCUGCCCCAACAACGACUACCACUGCCGCGACAACAACUGCUGCCCCAACAACGACAACCACUGCCGCAACAACGACA